UUCAUAUCUUUGCUAAUCUGUACUGGGCCGGCACCAAUCGAGGAAUCGAUGGAGGCGAUCGACGAAUUGGCUCAGCUGUCGGAGUCGAUGCGGCAAGCAGCUGCGUUGCUUGCUGACGAGGACAUCGACGAGAACUCAUCUUCGUCGUCGAGACGGCCGUCCACGUUUCUCAACGUCGUUGCGCUCGGCAAUACUGGUGCUGGUAAAUCAGCUGUCAUAAACAGUCUAAUUGGACAUCCUGCUUUGCCAACUGGUGAAGGUGGUGCUACUCGUGCUCCUAUAUGUGUUGAUUUGACAAGGGAUAGUUCUUUGAGCAGCAAAUCAAUUGUUUUGCAGAUUGACAGUAAGAAUCAACAGGUUUCUGCAAGUGCACUUCGGCAUUCUUUACAGGAUAGACUAAGCAAAAGUUCAGGAAAGAGUCAUGAUGAGAUCUAUUUGAAACUCCGCACGAGUACAGCUCCACCUUUGAAGUUAAUUGAUUUGCCUGGAGUGGAGAAAGGAAGUUUUGAUGAUUUAUUGAGUGCAUAUGUGGAACAUAAUGAUGCAAUAUUGCUAGUUGUAAUACCUGCUGCCCAGGCUCCUGAAGUUUCCUCAUAUAAGGCCCUUAGAAUUGCAAAGGAAUGUGAUGGUACCAGAACUAUUGGUGUUAUCAGUAAAAUAGAUCAAGUGGCUACAGACCCAAAAAUCCUUGCAGCAGUUCAGGCUCUUUUAUUGGGUCAAGGACCACGUAGUACAUCAGAUAUCCCAUGGGUUGCUUUAAUUGGUCAAAGUGUUUCUAUAGCUUCAGCACAAUCAGGAAAUGUUGGGACAGAUAGCUCUCUGGAAACAGCUUGGCGAGCUGAGAGUGAAAGUCUGAAAUCUAUAUUAACGGGUGCUCCUCAAAGCAAGCUUGGUAGACUAGCUUUGGUGGAAACCCUCGCUCAACAAAUUCGCAGUCGCAUGAAAAUCAGGGUUCCAAAUCUCCUAACAGGGCUUCAGGGGAAGUCUCAAGCAGUGCAAGAUGAAUUAGUAAGGCUUGGAGAAUCAAUGGUUCAAAGUGCCGAAGGUACAAGAGCUUUGGCAUUGGAACUUUGCCGUGAAUUUGAGGAUAAAUUUCUGCAACAUAUUACAACUGGUGAGGGCAGUGGUUGGAAAAUUGUUGCCAGUUUCGAGGGUAGUUUCCCUAACAGGAUUAAACAACUUCCUUUAGACAGACAUUUUGACAUAAACAAUGUCAAAAGGAUCGUACUUGAAGCGGAUGGUUACCAACCUUAUCUUAUAUCCCCCGAGAAGGGAUUGAGGUCUCUUAUAAAAGGUGUUCUGGAGCUGGCGAAAGAACCUGCACAUCUUUGUGUUGAUGAGGUGCACCGUGUCCUUGUGGAUAUAGUUACUGCAGCUGCAAAUGGCACACCAGGCCUUGGAAGGUAUCCUCCUUUUAAGAGAGAGGUUGUGGCAAUAGCUAGUGCUGCAUUGGAUGGUUUUAAAGCUGAAGCAAAGAACAUGGUGGUUGCUCUUGUUGAUAUGGAACGGGCAUUUGUUCCUCCACAACAUUUCAUCCGUUUGGUUCAGAGGCGGUAUGCUCAAUCAUUGGGCAAUGACCUUAUUUGUUGA
This is a messenger RNA of Thlaspi arvense, 1590 nucleotides long. NCBI's taxonomy places the organism in Eukaryota, Viridiplantae, Streptophyta, Magnoliopsida, Brassicales, Brassicaceae. The record is from the annotation of a GenBank genome assembly.